AUGAAGUUAAUCCCUAACCCUUAUGGUCGCUCUGUAAAACCAGAGGUCCCUCUGGCAGUUAUUGGUGAGGCCAUUCCCCAUGAACCAUUGGCAUUGCCUCUGCCUGAAUAUUGCCCUAAAUGCAACGCAAAGAAGUUUGCGUAUGAGUCCUUGCAUUUCUGUUGCGGCAAUGGGGAGGUUGAGGUAGCUUCCAAUGCCUAUCCUCCUGAACUUGUUCGGCUAUUCACUUCACGGGAUGAAGAUGCCCAGCAUUUUAGGAAAUACGCACGACUAUAUAACAAUUUGUUUGCAUUUAGUUCACUUGGAGGGGCGAUUGAUGCCCAAACUCAGAAAGGGAUCUAUGUGUUUAAACUGCAUGGCCAAAUUUAUCACCAUGUCCCUGAUUUGCUACCUGGUAAUGACAACCCUAAAUAUUUGCAGCUUUAUUUUUAUGAUGCCCAACAUGUAGCUGAGAACCGAUUAGGAUGUUUCCCAGAAUUACGCGAAGAUGUUAUCAACAUGCUAAUGAAUGUUACCCAAAGAAAUCCCUACGCUAGAUUUUUUCGGUCUUUGAAAGAGAUGGAAAUUAGGGAGGACACCCAUAUAGUACUUAAUAAGAACACAGUGCCUGACCAACGUGUGUAUAACGCUCCUACAUCUGAUGAGGGGCUCAGGAAGAUGUCCACUGGUGGAAGACAUCAACUACGAACCCAACAAGACCCGGUUGUGUCUUGUGCUGUGCACACUACUGAGGAGCUCUUGUUCGAGGAAGCUAUACGUGCCACUGGAGCUCAUACCAAGGCAGACAAACAUAUCUCAGCAAGAGAAUAUUAUGCAUAUAAACUCCAAAGUCGGCCACAAAAUCUUCUCCUCAGAGCUGGCCGUUGUUUUCAGCAAUAUAUCGUGGAUAUGUACGUGAAAGUUGAAAACACUCGCCUUGAUUUUUUCCGGAGGAACCAGGCUACUAUACGGGCAGACCUCUACCAAGGUAUCCUAGACACCGUAGAAAGUGGGGAAACAAAUGCAGCGAAUGUGGGGCAUCGUGUUGUGCUACCCCCUACUUUCAUUGGCGGGCCUCGGGAUCUUAAAAAAAGGUACUUGAAUGCAAUGGCGCUGGUGCAGCGGUAUGGGAAGCCAGAUUUGUUUGUCACAAUGACAUGCAAUCCUAAUUGGCCUGAAAUAAAACAAGAAUUGGCCACUGGAGAAGAAGCGCAAAACCGGCCUGAUCUGGUUUCGAGGAUAUUCAGGGCCAAGUUGCUAGCUCUUAAGAAGCAGAUAAUGGAGAAACACGUGUUUGGGAAGGUUGCUGCAAUGAUUUACGUCGUUGAGUUUAAAAAACGGGGCCUUCCUCAUGCACAUUUCUUGAUCAUUCUAAAACCUGAAUUCAAAAUCAAAACUCCUGCUGAUUACGACAAGUUUGUAUGUGCUGAAAUUCCAUCUGUGGACAACCCUGGACUCAGAAAAAUCAUCCUCAAGCAUAUGAUGCACGGCCCUUGUGGUCACUUGAACCCUCAAUGCCCUUGCAUGAAACAUAAGAUCCAUAAAAACAAAUGUAAAAGCGGGUAUCCAAAACAGUUCUGCCCUGAAACGACAAACAAUAAAGAUGGGUUCCCUUUGUACAGGCGAAGGGACACCGGUGAUGCAGUUUCUAUCCGUAAGGCAAACCUUGAUAAUAGGUGGGUUAUCCCGUAUAAUCCAUACCUAUCAUCUCUGUUUGACUGUCAUGUAAAUGUUGAGGUUUGUUCAACCAUCCAGGCAGUUAAGUACCUCUACAAAUAUGUGUACAAGGGCCAUGAUAGGAUCUCUUUCAAUGUUGUGCAACCUGGUGAGCAGAGGGAUGUUGACGAGAUAGACCAGUUCCAAUCUGGUAGGUGGGUUUCUCCUUGCGAGGCUGCGUGGAGGAUCUUUGGGUUUGAUUUGUAUGAGAUGCAUCCGGCCGUCCUUCCACUCCAGGUCCACCUACCUAACAUGCACACAGUUCAGAUAAGGCCCCAUGAACGGCUUGAUGCUGUUGUUGCAGCUGACAGACAUUCCCGGACUUCUUUGACUGAAUUUUUUAAGGCAAAGGCUGCAACCCCAGAUGGCACAGGGUGCCUGUACAGCCGUUUUACAGAAAGGUAUAGAUGGGAUAGUGCUGCAAAACAGUGGUUCUUGAGGAAAAACAAAACUAUUGUUGUCGGUCGGUUAGCUUUUGUUAGUCCGUCUGAAGGAGAGCGUUACUUCCUGAGGUUAUUGCUCGUUCACGUCCCUGGCCCUAAGUCAUUCGAAGAUCUAUUAACAGUUGCUGGGUAUAGAUGCGCAACUUUUCAAGAAGCAGCCCUUAAACGCAACUUGCUUGAAGAAGAUGAAUCAGUUGAUCUUUGCUUAGCUGAAGCGUGUGCCGUACAGAUGCCUGGUGCUCUGCGUAGUCUCUUUGCCACUGUCCUCAUUUUCUGCCAACCGAGUAACCCCAGUGCGCUCUGGCUAAAGUACUAUGCUGCACUGUCAGAGGAUUUCAGCCAUCAAUUUCCAGAUUCUGAGGCUAAGAUCAAGCAACUCACAGCUACGUCAGUUGAGCAAUCCUUGGAAGAAAUGGGGAAAUCGCUCAAGACUUUUGGCCUGGACCACUUGCUUGAGCCUACUGAUGAUGAACUUGCAAGAAUACGAGAUAUAAUUGAUGCCCUCGAUGCACCAAUUCCUGACCACUGCAUCCGCUGUCGUGAAAGUCUCAACCCGGCACAACAAGAAGCAUUCACCUGCAUCAUUGACCAUGUUAAACAAAAGAAACCUGGUGCAUUCUUUAUAGAUGGCCCAGGCGGAACAGGUAAAACCUUCUUGUACAAUGCCCUGUACGCAGAGAUACGUCUCAUGGGCUUGAUCGUGCUUCCAACUGCUACAUCAGGCAUAGCUGCAGCCAACAUACCAUCCGGAAGAACAGCACAUUCCAGGUUUAAGAUUCCUAUAGAUACUUAA
Messenger RNA from Spinacia oleracea (spinach), 2931 nucleotides. RefSeq lists its product as uncharacterized. Gene Ontology annotation, molecular function: DNA helicase activity. The record is from RefSeq and is a predicted model, not a curated record. The transcript is spliced from 3 exons. Gene Ontology annotation, biological process: telomere maintenance; DNA repair. Lineage: Eukaryota; Viridiplantae; Streptophyta; Magnoliopsida; Caryophyllales; Amaranthaceae. The coding region runs from base 1 to 2931 and encodes 976 amino acids.